GAUGUCAGAAGACUUCUGCACCAGCCUUCGUCAGGUGUGGAAGUCUCUCUCUCGCCUGUGUAUCAGUGACAAAUUUCCACCGUUCUCACUGGGACGCUUGUCCUCGUCUAUUUAGCCGGCCGGGCACUCUACAGGAGGGGCACCUGUUCAUCGGCUUACUUUAGCAAGCUCCAUUUUUUCCGCUCUGCGGAAAAUUCUUUAACGGUCUUUGGUUGGAAGCCGGUUACUGAACUCAGGUGGGAGUGUGGGCGUCCCUCUUUGCUGGAGCUUGGCAAGGGCGUCCACCAGAUCUAAAUGGAAACUCCAAGUUUCUAUCUCUAUUUACAAAGGAAGUUUUGUUUCUUUUCUUUCAUCGCCCAGCCUUGGCCAACAAAUCUUCCUCGUACCCAAUGGAAAUAAGUCACUCAGUCUGACUUUUUUGGGUUAUCCUAGGUUCUCUACACAUAUGCUGCUAUGUAUGAUAAUUAUAUGUAACUGUAUUGUGUAUACCUGAAUAAAUUUACUUACUUACUUACUUACUUACUUACCAUCGAGGAACCGGACUCAAUACGGCUUAGGCUGUCAGUGGCCCUGAUAAACCCAACAACAACAAAAAUAAUAAUGUGUCAACUUUGGUGAGCCUUAACAACCCCAACAACAACAAGGUGGUGCUCAUGGUUGUGUAAGUUGUUGAAAACUUGUGGUUGUUGCAGCUUGUGGUGCUUCUGGACUUGUAUAUCAGUGAUGCUUAACACAAGAUGAGCCCAAUUUAACUUAUUAUGCCUCGACACAGUAGGGUACAGAAGGAAGUCCUUCAUUUAUACAAGCAGUGUCUUCGGGCAGCCGAGAAGAAGCCAAGUUUUUAUAGCAGCGUGCAACAAGAGUUUCGCAAAAAUGCUGCCAUUCCAAAAACAGAUUUACUUCGCGUAGAGCACUUACUUCGACAAGGCUGGCGGAAGCUGAAAAUGAUGCAAGAUCCAUUUUCAAGUUUGCCAACCCAGUCUCAAAAUGGCAAGCAGUAUUGUUUAUGUCCAAAAAUUGGGACGUAUGCGAUACUUACCAACUUGGGAGUACCAGAAAAUAAUUGCAGAAAGGGUACAAAAAAAUGUGAAUGUGGGAAGGACCCCCAGCACACUCUUCUUCUUGUGGAACACCAGCCAGUGUACACAACUGGCAUCCGUGAAUAUGAGUAUUCAGCUGAGGUGGAAACUCGGCUGAAGGCUACAGGUGCAGACUUUCAUCGUACAAACCGUGGGGGACUUAUAACUUUCCAUGGACCUGGGCAACUGAUAGCCUACCCCAUUGUACACUUGAAAUCUUUCACUUCAGGUAUUAAGUGGUAUGUGUGCGCACUGGAGCAGACUAUCAUGCACACCUUGGAGUCGCUGGGAGUUGUUGGUGCACACAGGUCACCUCAUACUGGGGUGUGGGUGGGUGAAAAUAAACUAUGUGCAAUAGGUAUUCAAGGACGUCACGUGACCACUCAUGGUUUAGCUCUAAACUGCAACGUAGACCUACAAUGGUAUGAUCACAUUGUGCCCUGUGGACUGGUUGAUAAAGGUACAACAAGCAUCAGCAAGGAACUAAGCAGGGAUGUAACGGUAGAUGAAGUCGAGCCUUACUUUCUGAAAUCCUUCUCUGAGAUAUUUCAGUGUCAACUUAUUAUGAUUGAUAAAAAAAUUGAUGAAGGAUGAUUAUAGGUAUUGGUUAAUUUUCAUUAUUAUUGUACUGAUAAACAGAAAAAUUAAUACCAAAAAUUUACCAUCAGGGCUUUUUAGAAACAAUACGUACAUAUAUUAAUAUUUUUUGAUGAAUAUAGAAGUCUUUUUUAAUUAAUGCUAAUUAUAAAAAACUUAUUGUGGUUAAUGCAACACUGAAUUAUAGGAAGAAAAGUUUAAUACUGUAUGAAUAUUUUGCCUGUGCCCUCUGAUAGAGCACACUACUACUACUUCAGAUAAUGGUAAAGGUGUGCUGGGUAGGUUAUUUUUUAGUAUGUGAUAUAUUUAGAAACAUAAAAGUUUCAUUAUGGGAUUUUCAUCCACAUCAGAAUUACAAAAUAUUCUUCCCAGUUUGUAUGUAUUUAUUUUUUUUAAGAAAACACUUAUACCAUCCUAAGUUUGAAAGUAAAAAAAAUGGAAGAUAUGGAAUUAUAUUCUUUAUGAGGAAUAAGUCAUAAUACUGUGGCUGGAACAAUUCACAUAUAACCUACACUUCGGAGUGGAAACUUGUAGCAACCUUUCAGUCUGUCCUGGACCAUUGUUGAGUCAGAGUUGACUUGGUGGUAGUCCAGGACACACACAAACAUCCUCACAAGUUUCCUCUCUUUAGUGCCGAUUAUUCAUGAAAAAAUUCCCUAUCCUGGAUAGAAAACAAAAAUUCAUAAAUUUUACACAUAUACAUGUACUUGGAGUGGUUGUGAAGAUUGCUCAAUUAUAUUUCAGUCAAAAUAAGAGCAGUGUAGUAUGUAUAUAAUUCUAGUUUCCAAAAACUUUUGAAAUAAAUACUAAAAUAACA
This is a messenger RNA of Cherax quadricarinatus, 2493 nucleotides long. RefSeq names its product Lipoyl(octanoyl) transferase 2 (gene Lipt2). Gene Ontology annotation, biological process: protein lipoylation; mitochondrial respiratory chain complex II assembly. Gene Ontology annotation, cellular component: mitochondrion. NCBI's taxonomy places the organism in Eukaryota, Metazoa, Arthropoda, Malacostraca, Decapoda, Parastacidae. Gene Ontology annotation, molecular function: lipoyl(octanoyl) transferase activity. The record is from RefSeq and is a predicted model, not a curated record.